AUGGCCUCCUCAACAGUUCCCCCCGCCCUCCCCACUCUCCGUGUAACCUCGACCGAGUACACGACCCAGUCCACCCCCCAGUCCCACGCUACCCCCGUGCCUACCGGUUCCAACACCGCUACUAUUCAACCGAAGGAUCUUUACGACCUCCCCCUGAGCUCCGCAGCUAGCAGCUCCAACAAGCCAACGGAAACCCCUACUCCGUCCAACAACAACAACACAUUCAGUAUGCUUGACGAACUUUUCACCUCCACCGCUCCCUUUGACUGGGACCAGUUCCUGGUCGGGGACCCGGAAAAGGUUGCCGUUCCCGAGAACGAGGCCUCGCCCGCCUCCGCCAUCCUCAACCUGUCGUCCCCCGCUGGCACUCCUGCCUCGGCUGGCGACUCGCCUCAGUCCACCGAGUCGGAGCAGUCGCGCUCGCUCGAUGGUCCCUCUGGCAUUGACCUCCUCGACUUUGACCUCGACCUCCCCGCUCCCACUGGCAUCGCGCACGACCCCCGCGACAUUCUUGCCACGCUUCAGGCGUCUGCCCCUCCCGCUGUCCCUGACGCGACGCUGAACUCGGACGCUUUCGGCUCUGCGUUCAGCGGCUUUGGUGGCCUCGCCUCGCUCGAUCAGCAACGCCAACCCCGCGGCUCUUGCCACGCCUGCCACUCCCGCUCUGCCACUCCCGCUGCUCCGGCUGGUCUCCCUGAGGCCUACGCCGCGCUCGGUUGGCCCGCGUCGACUCCCGCCGCCGGUGCUGCUCCUGCGAUGAAGCGCAAGGUUUCGGACGUUUCGGACGACGGCAGCGUCAGCAGCAAGCGCCCCCGUGGCCGCCCUGCUUCGACUGCCCCGCCCGCCAAGCGCCCCUACCGUCGCCAGUCUAAGCCUGGUCUCAGCCUCUCCCAGCUCGCCGCUGCGGCCGCGUCUGGUUCUCCUGUCGUCGUUGGCGACAAGAAGGAGCCUCUUCCCCAGUCGCCUUCUCCUGCUCUUGAGGAGAAGCCCGCUGUCGUCCCCGAGAAGUACAUGAAGAACGGCGAGGCCCAGGCCAUCACCGGCAUGUCCACUGAGCAGAUCCUCAGCUUCCCCAACUGGGCUGCUCUCAUGGAGUGCGUCGACGACGCUCACCGUGCUGGUGCCGAGGUCUUCGGCAAGAUGAUCACGGAGAACCGUGACAAGGCCAAGUGGGCUGCCAAGAAGUCGCGUGACGAGCGCAAGGCCAAGGUCGAGACCCUCGAGGGUCAGGUUGACGAGCUUCAGGGCAAGAUCGCCGAGAUGCGCGGCCUCCUGCUGUCUCUCGUCGGUCGCGGCGCUGUCUCUCUCGCUGACGUCGAGGCUUACAUCUAA
This is a messenger RNA of Trichosporon asahii var. asahii CBS 2479, 1332 nucleotides long. RefSeq lists its product as uncharacterized. Bases 1 to 1332 code for a protein of 443 amino acids. The transcript is spliced from 4 exons. NCBI's taxonomy places the organism in Eukaryota, Fungi, Basidiomycota, Tremellomycetes, Trichosporonales, Trichosporonaceae. The record is from RefSeq and is a predicted model, not a curated record.